Zychaea mexicana is the source of this 1460-nucleotide messenger RNA. Its product is annotated as S-adenosyl-L-methionine-dependent methyltransferase. The transcript has 8 exons. Bases 226 to 1230 code for a protein of 334 amino acids. Gene Ontology annotation, molecular function: methyltransferase activity. Lineage: Eukaryota; Fungi; Mucoromycota; Mucoromycetes; Mucorales; Lichtheimiaceae. The record is from RefSeq and is a predicted model, not a curated record.
UCAUCACGCUUCUUUCCCUUCUCUCACGUCCAUCCCUCUUUUCUCUCUUUUGUAUUUUUUUUUUCACACGUAAAAGAGCGCAUACCCCAUCACGUUCUUUUUUUGUUCCUUCGUCUCUCUCUCUCUCUCUCUCUUUUGCACCCACUACCUUCAUUACAUCACACACACACUCACCCUUGCAUAUCAUCAUCCCGCUACUAUCGGCUACCAAUACCACUAAGAACAAUGGGAAACAAGAUCUCUACUUCGCGCAGAAGUCGCCUUUUAUCUACCUUCUCGACCAAGCAUUCGACGUCAAAACGGAAAAAGCACCUUUCACCGACACCGCCUCCGACCACUUCCUCAACAACUUACUCGAAAUCAGGGUCCAUUAACUCAAACCAUUCCGUCUCAGACAGCAUUAUUCGACAAGGUCGCGCUUUUCACAAUGUCAGCGAGUCCAUUUACUGGCUUCCUAACGAUGACGAAGAAAUUGAUCGUUUAGUCGGUCAACACUUUGCCUUGAAAACAUUGUUCGAGGGCAACGUUGCAAAGGAGAUACUGCCGACACUCGAAAACGGCGCCAAAAUUCUAGACGUAGGCUGUGGCCCCGGCACUCAGAUCAUGGAUUUGGCAACCGAGUUCCCAGAUUGCGAGCUUUUUGGAGUCGAUUUCUGCGAUGUGUUCCCAAGCGAUAUACGGCCGCCCAACGUCCAAUUCUUGCACGCCAAUGUUCUAGAACGUCUACCCUUUGAUGACAACACAUUCGACUUUGUCAAUAUGCGAUUUUUCAUGCUGGCUCUACGUCAAGAAGAAUGGGUCAUUGCAUUGAAAGAAAUCCAUCGGGUCUUGAAACCUGGCGGUUAUUUCCAAUCACUCGAAGCCGGAAUGAUGGAUCGCGGAAAUGAUUUUUGCCUUUGGGUUGGCGAUAUCUUCAUGAAUGUGAUGCGGGAACGUGGUCAGGAGCCAUACAUUGCAUUUAAGAUUGGAUCGAUUAUGGAAGAAUGUCAGAUAAAACAUAUCAAGAGUGACCAACGGGACACGUACCUCAGCAAACCAGACCCUCUGAAUCGCGAGUUUUUAUGGGAUAUUGUCAACAUUGUCCGAUCCGCACAACCCUUUUUGACAGGUCCUUUGGGCGUAAGUCCCGAGAACUUUCAACAAUUCCUUCAAAAGUUUGAGCACGAGUGUAAACAACCUCCUGGAGCACAAUGGCUGAUUGCAGUAAACGUCGGACAGAAGCCGCUUUAAAUUACUCACCUCCCAAGUCCCUCCUUACCAUGCUGCACUUUUUCAUGCUCCCUCUCCCUCUCUCUCAUUCGUUUCAGCUCACUACUACUUAUCAAUUUUUUUCUCUUACCUUAUUCUCUCUGCACAUAUUUUAAAAACACUCUUGCCUCUUUCCUCAAACACUACUAUUGAUACUUUUCCAGUAACUGCUAAUUUUACGUACAUACUAUUACACUAAGAUCAACGACGUG